AUGCAGAACAUCCAAUUGAAUGUUCAGGCCUCGAUCCGCGCUUUGAAUCAAUCACCGCCGAACCCGGUAUCCGUCUUGAAAUACGUCUUCGCUCCGAGGAUCAUGAGACGAGACGGAGUCUUCAUUAACCCAGAGUACUACGAGACUUUGGAGAGACGCCGACAGCAGUUCCCACCAGUUGAGGCCCACAGUGGCCAGAAGGAGGGAGAGAGUUUCACCGAGUUCUUUGCUCGGCGCAAAGCGCGCAAGCUUGCGGAGGAAAGUCCGAAACAAUUGCAAACUCGCCUCCAACGCGAAAACGCUGCGAGAAGCCAAAAUUGCCCGGGCCGGAAAGGUGCCAGAGUUUUCAUGUGGGAACAGACCGAAGGGUUCUACAUCCGUCGACUGGUUCAACGCAAUUGCGUUGAAGACGAAUGGUCCGAUUUCGCUCCCUCACAGCGGGUGUACGAUUCCUUCUCCAACAAGUGGGAUCUUUGCUCGCCACUCGACCCCGUGGCUCGAGCCGAACCGAGCGACGACAACGACAACGACAACGACGACUUCGCCGACAUAUAUGGCAGGGAAGCUCCGCUUCAGGCGGGAGACUUCGAUGCCGAGAUGCCCGACGGACUUCCUCCUCAAGUGCAAUCCACGCUUGGGAAUACGACGGCUCUUCUGAACGCACCUAUUGUGGAUGUCGCAGACCGGAACCCUGUCAGAGCCACCCUCGAGUACCGUGUCGGGUUCACCGGCGAGCCACGCGAGCCACGAGAUCUAGACGAGCUCAAGAGGCCAGAGCGCACGUUUGACGACUCUGAACUGAUGGAUGUCGGCUUGUGCCGCCGCUUUCUUGGCACUAAGCGUGUCAAUGACCUUCCGCCCGACCUCUUUGAUCUAGCAGACAAUGCACUGCAACUUAACGUCUGGAGCAAGAAAGGUGUCGAGCUAUUUGUAUGGCGGCGUUUGAGCGGUCCAGCUCAUUGUAUGUUCGUGUACGUGUUGCAUCCUGCCGAGGAAGGAUCCACCGGUCGGAAGCUGUACGUUUCAGAUGCCACCACCGCCAUUCAAGUCGCCCGACUUCGUUGUUCCACUUGGGCGGCACUCAUAUCUUGCCUGUUCGAUCUUGGGUGCGAGUUUCACAUCGUCACUGAAGCUUCCACGUUCGCAGCAUCGUCCUAUCGACCGGAUCAAUACCGGUGUCGCAGUCUCGGAGUCCGCCCAGAGGAUUACAAUCCAGAUGAGCAGGAUCGUCUCAUCUACUGGGACAUGAUGCGUUCGUUCCUUCUUUCCCCCCGUGGUCGACUUGCCCUCCAAGCAGGAGGGAUUAUCGCACGCCUAGCACGUCUGGUGAUCGAAGAUGCAGAGCUUGAGCUGAGAUCUCAUUUUGUCGAUGUCGGGACCGCCGAGGAACGCAUCGUGAAUGGUGGCACAUCGCUGUAUCAGCAUUGCUUAACUCAGGAAGAAGAAGAUCUAGUUCUGGGCGUUUACAGCAUCGAAAUGAACCAGCUGGAUCCCAAUGCUCGCAAUGGGCAUCAGGAGAAGCGCAUUUCGUGGUGGCCUCAAGCAGGAGCAUGGUAUUCGUCUGGUUUGAGUGUUGGCUGGUGGACGCCGGAUUGCGAGAGCUGGUUCCAAGGGAUUCUGGAUGAGAUGAAGACCAACAAGGCUGCCGUAAUCAACAACACCAACUGGAAGCAGCGAAUCCGUGGCUACAGCGCUGCGGGUAAACUUGCCAAGAACCUCGAAGCUGUUCACGCUGAUUUUAUUGCAACCUUACCGUACGAAGAUAUAUAG
Messenger RNA from Mycena citricolor, 1770 nucleotides. NCBI's taxonomy places the organism in Eukaryota, Fungi, Basidiomycota, Agaricomycetes, Agaricales, Mycenaceae. The record is from the annotation of a GenBank genome assembly.